This is a messenger RNA of Drosophila persimilis, 2725 nucleotides long. RefSeq names its product insulin gene enhancer protein isl-1 (gene tup). NCBI's taxonomy places the organism in Eukaryota, Metazoa, Arthropoda, Insecta, Diptera, Drosophilidae. Gene Ontology annotation, cellular component: nucleus. The transcript is spliced from 9 exons. Gene Ontology annotation, molecular function: cis-regulatory region sequence-specific DNA binding; DNA-binding transcription factor activity, RNA polymerase II-specific. The coding region runs from base 521 to 2173 and encodes 550 amino acids. The record is from RefSeq and is a predicted model, not a curated record. Gene Ontology annotation, biological process: axonogenesis; positive regulation of transcription by RNA polymerase II; neuron fate specification.
CGUUCUCUCGUCGUCAUCAUCGUCGCUCGCACCACUCGUCGUCGGUGUCCGGAACACAGGCGCAACCACAUCUCAUUCGCCCCGGGCCACAAAAAAAUCACAAACGUCGGGCAAGUCGGGUUGCCGUCGCCUUUUUGGAUACGAAACCGAAACUCUUUUUACCUGGCUCCGGCUCCGGCUCCGUGUUACCUGUUCGCGUGUGCCGAUCCAUCGGAAUAAUCACCCAAAAAAGGAAGAAUCAUCGCGUAGAACGUAGAAGCAGUGUGUGUGCCAAUCUCUAACUAAACUGAAACUGAAUACAAGCAGUACCAGUGCCUUAAACGAGUUUCUAGAAAUUCAGAUUCAUUCAGAGAUCUCAACCCGAGAAUACAAUCCAAAAUACUCUUUGCUCAAUGCCCGAGACAAGGCAAAGGCAACGUAAAUUUCAAUAUUUUUGAGUUUUUCCUUCCACACCCCCCACCCACACACCCACCCACCCCGUCUCGAGUGUGUGUUUGCCGGGGUUUUGUAAGCCAAAUAUAUGGUAAUGGCAGAGAUUGGUGGCCAUUUGGCUCACCAGCUACCAUUGCACAAUCACAACCACAAUCAAACUGGAUUACAGCCGUCGCUGGUGAUGAACCAUCACCUGGACUUGGAUUGUCAUGGGCAUGAUGUGAUAAAAAAACAACGUUUAUCGCAUUGCGUUGGCUGUGGCGGCCAGAUCCACGAUCAGUAUAUAUUGCGCGUGGCACCCGAUCUGGAGUGGCAUGCGGCGUGCUUGAAGUGCCAGGAAUGCAGGCAGUUUCUGGACGAAAGCUGUACGUGCUUUGUGCGUGACGGCAAAACCUAUUGCAAGCGUGAUUAUGUUAGGUUAUUUGGUACAAAAUGUGAUAAAUGCGGUAACUCCUUCAGCAAAAAUGAUUUUGUGAUGCGGGCCAAAACGAAAAUCUUUCACAUUGAGUGUUUUCGCUGUUCGGCGUGUGCGCGACAAUUACUGCCAGGCGAUGAAUUUGCGUUACGUGAUGCUGGGGCCCUGUAUUGCAAGGAGGAUCACGACGUGCUGGAGAAAUCAUCGCAGAGCAGUCUCACCUCCUCCUCGGUGGAGAGCAACAACAAUAUUAGCAGUAGUAACAAUAACAACACCAACCUUAGCAAUAACAACCAUUCCAGCGAAUUGGGUUCAAUGUCAGAUUCUGGCAGCGAAUCGGGCUCACAUAAAAGUAUUAGGGAAAAACGACCCUCGGGUCCAUCGGAUGGCAAGCCAACGCGAGUUCGGACCGUGCUCAAUGAAAAACAACUGCAUACACUGAGAACCUGCUACAAUGCUAAUCCGCGACCUGAUGCGCUCAUGAAGGAGCAACUGGUUGAGAUGACAAGCCUCUCGCCGAGAGUCAUACGGGUCUGGUUCCAGAACAAGCGCUGCAAGGACAAGAAGAAGACCAUCCAAAUGAAGCUGCAAAUGCAACAGGAGAAGGAGGGUCGCAAACUCGGCUACGGCGCCAUGCAGGGCAUCCCGAUGAUCGCCAGCUCGCCGGUGCGCCACGACUCGCCGCUCAAUCUGCAGGGUCUGGACGUGCAGACAUAUCAACCGCCGUGGAAAGCCUUAAGCGAUUUUGCCCUGCACGCCGAUCUCGACAGCAAUGGAGCAAUCAAUACGCACACACCUGCAUUUCAGCAGCUGGUCAAUCAGAUGCAUGGGUACGAUCUGAAUGGAAUGCCAGUGCUGCCGCCACAUCCGCCACAGGGACCACACCCACCGCCGCCGGGCCAGCAAAUGAACGGGCCGCCCGGCGGCAGCAGCAUGGACUCGGGCAUCACCUCGCACCACCAUCCGGAUAGCACGGACUCGUAUGUCACCUACCUGGAGAGCGAUGACAAAUCCAAACUGGCGCUGACACCGUCAUCCUCGUCAUCGGCAUCGGCUGCCACAUCGAUCUCCUCGCCGCCAUCGUCCACGUCGGCGGCCACUGGCGGCGUCGGCGGCGUCGGCGUCGGCAUCGGUGGCGGUGGCAGUGGAGUUGUGGGUGUUGUUGGCGUAGGAGUCGGCAUGGGCGUGGGCAUGGGCAUGGGCAUGGGCAUGGGCGGGGUCGGUGUUGGUGGUGCCGCCAAUCAGUCGGCCACCGAGCAGCUUAUGCAAAUGCUCCAAAAAGUGACUGGCUCCGGCGGUGCCCCGGCAUCCCAUGCGGUGCUUUGAGCUCUGGCAAGGGGCAAGGGGCGUGCCGCAGACAUCCAUGACGCAGGCUCCUGCUGAUGCAACAGACAGAGAGAGAAAGAGAGAGAGAGAAAGAUAGUGGAGGAAGCAGAGAAGAGCUCACGGGCUUUUUUGGGUUUUGUGCAAUUUCCGCGGCUCGGUUUGGGGCUUUUCCCCCUCCUCCGUUUCCCGUUUUCCCCUGUUCAAUUUUUGUAAACUAUGAUUUGUAUUUUGUAACUUUAUUUUAUUCUGUUUGAUUCGGUGCCAAAAAAUAGUCUGUAGGCCGUUGGCAUUUCGCUGGCUAAAGGGAGGAUUAUCAUAUCUGGUUCUGGCUUUGGCUUUGGCUUUGGCUUUGGCUCAGUUUUGACCCUUUUUUUUUUGUUAUGUAAUAUACAGUUUUGUUGUUGAGUUCCGUGUCAAAAUUCAAUUAAAACAAAAAUGCUCACACACUUGAAAAGUUUUAACAAUAAUUUUUGCAUUAACAAAACGAAAAAGAAACUCGAAAAAACCACACACAAAAAAUAUUAUUGAUAAACGAAAAACAAGUUACUGCGC